Messenger RNA from Mucor velutinosus, 414 nucleotides. RefSeq lists its product as uncharacterized. Gene Ontology annotation, cellular component: P-body; Lsm1-7-Pat1 complex. NCBI's taxonomy places the organism in Eukaryota, Fungi, Mucoromycota, Mucoromycetes, Mucorales, Mucoraceae. Gene Ontology annotation, biological process: deadenylation-dependent decapping of nuclear-transcribed mRNA. The record is from RefSeq and is a predicted model, not a curated record. Gene Ontology annotation, molecular function: RNA cap binding. Bases 1 to 414 code for a protein of 137 amino acids. The transcript is spliced from 4 exons.
AUGGAAAUCUCGAGUGGACCCUUCUUCACCACAUCAACUGGUCUUAUUGAUAGUAUCGACAAGAAAUUGAUGGUCGUUUUAAGAGAUGGUCGCAAAUUAAUUGGCACAUUGCGAUCUUUUGAUCAGUUUGCAAACCUCGUCUUGCAAGAUACAAUUGAAAGAAUUUACGUGGGCAACUGUUAUGGUGAUAUUCCAAGAGGUAUCUUUUUAAUCCGUGGUGAAAAUGUUGUAUUGCUUGGCGAAAUUGAUCUGGAUAAGGAAGAGCAAAUCAACUUAAGGCAGGUGCCUGUCGAAGAGAUUUUGGUUGCACAGCGUGAAGAGAUUGAGGCAAAGGAGAAGGUUGAAAAGAUUAGAAGUAAAAUCUUGCAUGAUCAGGGAUUCUGUGUUGAUUCUGCACAAAACGAUUUGUAUUGA